AUGACCACGCCUAACUCCCCGGAGGCAGAGGCCGAUGCGGCCAGCUCCUCAGCCGCGACCCCUUACGGCACGCGAUCGAGAGGCCGCAACGCGCCACGGCCCAACUACGCUGAGGACCAUGACGUCGACAUGGAGAUUGAGAUGAAUGCUCCUGCGUCCAAGGUGGCCAAACGAAAUAAUGGCGUCGCCCUUAACAGCAUUGUCAAUGGCUCUAAAUCCGAAAGUGAAAAACCCUCACCGGUGCACCCCCGGAAGAGUCUGACCAACGGCACUAACGGAAAAGAAGCCAUCCCUGGUACCUCUUCAUUUUCGGCCAGACCAGAUGAUGUCAAUGGGACCAGUUCACUACGAAAACGCAAACAUGCUGCCAGCACAUCAAAUUCACAGCUGAACCCUGGCGGCGCUUCUUCGACCAAGAGAAUUUUCACCUCUGCCCCCGGAGAUGCUGAUGGGGUUUAUUUCACCAACAUGGUCAGCUUUGAAGGCCAGGGACCUUAUUUGAUCGAUGAAAAAUUACACGCUGAUGAUGGAACGACCUUCGCUAUUAAUGAUCAUGUCUACCUGGUCUGUGAGCCGCCAGGGGAGGCAUAUUACCUGGCUCGAAUUAUGGAAUUUGUGCCAUCAAAGACCAAGCCCGACGGGUUCAUCGAAUCAAUCCGAGUCAACUGGUAUUAUCGCCCUCGAGACAUCCAACGACAUAGUGCCGACCCUCGCAUUGUUUAUGCUUCCAUGCACUCCGAUACAUGCCCUCUUGCCUCAUUGCGAGGGAAAUGUGAAAUUCGCCAUGUGUCUCAAAUCAGCGACCUUGUAGAAUUCAAGAGGAGUCGGGAUUCAUUUUGGUACGAAAAGAUGUUCGACCGGUACAUCCACCGUUUCUACGAUGUCAUUCCUACCAAGGAUGUAAUCAACGUUCCCUCCAAAGUGAAAAGGGUUCUUGAUGAUCGGUGGAAAUACAUCUUGGUCGAGACAGGGAGAGCCAAAGAAUUCACAGGUGCGGUCAAAACUUGCACGAAAUGCCACCUGUUCGCUGCCAACUCUGAGUCGGUGGAUUGCGCCGUUUGCCGCUCAACAUAUCACAUGCAAUGCGUUCGCCCCGUCCUCACCAAGAAGCCUGCCCGUGGAUUUGCCUGGGCUUGUGCGCCUUGUAGCCGCGCCCAAGAACGCAAGCUUGAGGCGCGUAACACCCCGAUCAUCGGCGAAAAACGACACGAGGGCGAGGAUGAGAUCAUGGAGGAAGAGGAAGAGGAAGUACAUCUCAAUGGCGCUGUGAACGGUACCGGUGUCAGCACCCCAGCUGCCGAAGACGAUUUGAUGCCUCUUCCUGCGACCGCAGAGCAAAUCGCACAGGCGAAAAUGUGGCCCUAUCGCUACUUGGGCGUACAUUGCCGGGUGGAGGACGCUCUUGACUACGACGACCGAAUUUAUCCCCGUGCGAGUUCUCGCUUGGGACCACGACACCAGGCGAUCGUUCCUGCCUGGCCAGGGCGUCCUGUGGAAUAUGUCAAGGCCAUAGACCUCAAGAGAAAGUACGCGAAGAUGAACGCCGGUAAAAAGGACAGCAAACCUUCCAAGGAGACCCAAUCCGCGAUGGACGCAAAGCAGGAGAAGGCUACUCGACCCAAGUGGGUUCAGGAUGAACCACCAGGGUACAUUCCUCGCGGCGAAGAUGAGCCGGUCACGGUCAAUGGAAAGCAAGUGCGUACCGCAGAGCUAAUAUUCAAGAUGCCAACUGCGGAACAAAUUCCCCGAGGAGAAGACGAUGGCCCAGCUGCCUUCGAGACCCAAGAAGCCCGCGAAAAAUUCGUCGACGACUACGUGGCUCAAGCCAAGAAAUUGGCCUCCGACAUUGGAGUGCCCGAGUAUUCGACCAACUUCCUCGACAAGGCCCUCGAACUGCUCUACUCCAACAGCUUUGAUUCGCAAGCAGCUCUUGCCAAGUUGAAGAAAGUCAACAAAUACAAAGAUCUCAAGGAGCCUCAUCUGCGACCGGAAGAGCUUAAGCUGUUCGAACAGGGUGUGACCAAGUAUGGAUCAGAAUGGCGCAACAUCACCAAGCAUGUCGGAUCCGUGCCUCAUCGGCAGAUUGUUCGGUUCUACUACAUGUGGAAGAAAACCCCUCGUGGCAAGCAAAUCUGGGGCAGUUACGAAGGCCGUCGCGGCAAGAAAGAUAUCCGACGCGCAAGUACCACAUCGAAAUUAGUCGACGACGUUGCCGACGAUCAUGACGACUCCGCCUUUGACAGCGAGAAAGCGGUUACCCUGAAACUGGGGUUCCAAUGCAAAUUCUGCAACACGCGUAGCUCACGACAGUGGCGGCGUGCUCCAGGAGUGCCCCCAGGUACUACUGUCUUCUCGGAUCCUUCGGCGAAGAAGGACAAGGGCCCUGCGCUUACAGUCUCGCUUUGCAUCCAAUGUGCUUUGAUGUGGCGGAAGUACGCCAUCCAAUGGGAGGAUGUUGAUGAGGUUGGAAAACGGAUCGCGACCAGCGGCAACAAGUCAUGGCGGCGGCGCAUUGACGAGGAGAUAUUCACGCAGCUGAUCUUGGCAACUGAAACCCCGUUCGUUAUCACUGCAGCCACUGCGGCCGUUGCGGCCUCGUUGAACAUCCCGUUGGACAACCCCGUCCUGCAGCUCGAGGGCAAGUUGGAUGCUGCGAAGAGGAAAAUGCGGACCGACAAAGACAGCACGGCAACCUCAACCGCAACCUCUGUUGAGCCUAUGCCAAAGAAGGCCAAGGGCACCGAUCUUCCGGUUGUUCCUGAUCCACCGAAGGCGAAGACUCUUUCGUGCGCGGUGUGCAACAGGGUCGAGCCAACCACAGGCGACCAGCACCUUUCAUGUCGGGAUUGUCGCCUGACUGUUCACCGCAACUGCUACGGAAUCCAGGAUUCGCGCCCUAACAAUAAGUGGUUGUGCGAUAUGUGCUCUAAUGACCGCAGUCCGUCGAUCUCGACCACCUACGAAUGCGUCCUUUGCCCUGUCUCAUGGACGGAACAUGACCUGAUGGAGACAUCCAAGAAUACUAGUCGCAAGAAAUCCGAUCGGGAUAAGGAGAAAGAACGGCUGGAGAAGGAGAUGGUCUCCGAGGCGAUCAAGCUCUAUCGGCAGAGACAAGAAGCUGUCGGCAAACCUGUCGGUCCUCGUGAACCAUUGAAACGCACCGCUGGCAACAACUGGGCUCAUGUCCUGUGUUCUUUGUGGACUCCUGAGCUCAAGUAUGGAGAUGCCAAAGAACUGGAGCCAGCUGAGGGAUUCGGCUUCAUCCCCAAGGACCGGUGGCGUGAAGUUUGCAAGAUUUGCAAGUCGAACAAGGGCGCGUGUGUCCCUUGCCACUUUACUGGUUGCAACGCCCACUUCCACGUCGGUUGUGCUUUCCAGGCGCAAUACCGCCUCGGUUUCGAUGUCACUCCCGUGAAGAGUUCUCGGCGCGAUAGCGUGCAGACCAUUCGCCUAGGUGGCGAAGUGGGGGCGGCCGUGCCAGCGAUUUACUGCCCUCACCACGCCGUGACCACUGUUGUGCAUGAGAUUGGAGAGCCGACGGGCCAGGAGGGCGUCAAUGCCCUGCAGUUGUUCGCCCAGACAUACAAGCAGGCCGAUCUCACUCUUACGGGGACUGUUCGGAGGGCAGCGUACAUCCAGCAGUCGGUUGCAGCUCCACCGCACCAUGGCGGACACCGACGGGCCUCCACGAGCAAUGGAGUCGCUGCUGCAAAAGACAAACUGCAGCCGACGCCAAGCGAGGAUGCGCCUGAUGAAAUGGAUAUCGACACGGAUGACCACGUCGCACCUCGGAUUGUGUCCGGCAUUGAGACGACCCGCAAGUGCGUCCGAUGCUCGUCCGAGUUCAGCCCGCGAUGGUGGCCUUACGGGCGACGCUUCGAGAGCCGGCCGUCGUUGGCGAAUGGCGUCGGAUCAUCCUUCCAUUCCCGCCAUCCACCACAGCCUUUCGGACAACCCGGGGAUGCCGAACAGGCAUACGAAUGUCACAAAUGUCAUCUUAAGCAUCCACCCGAGCCGUCGCCCGACCCCCGACCCUCACCUUAUGCCGCGCAGCGACCACCUAUGCUACCGACUCCGCGAAUGCCUGGUCACACCUUUGUGCCGCAUACCCACUCUGGCCCGAAUAGCAGCAUGAUUGGCCGUUCUCCAAGCUCGUACAGUGGUGGAUACGAGCAGCGCCCCGGGGGUGACAAUCGGCGCAAUGGCAUGUCGCCAUCUGCUUAUCCCUCUGCAUCACCAGCGCCCACUCACCACUAUCAAACGCCGCACCCGGCUGGACCUCCGCCGCCGUCCCACUAUCCUAGCACAGGCCCUCCGCCGCUCCAGUCUUACUCGACGCACCAGAGCCCAUACGGCCCAAUGUCGGCGCGGUCACCACACCUGUCCCAGGCAGGCCCGGCUCCACGCCCAUAUGCCGCAUCUGCAUCCCCCCCAGUUGUGCAGGCAACCCCAGUCAACCGAUCACCACAAAACUCGCUCAGCGCGCUUAACGGCGGACCGCCUCCGCGGAUGUACUCGGGCGACCGGGUCCUGGGCGCACCAUCGCACUCGCCCCCGGUCACGCAGGCGCGUCUCGUGGAUCCGCGCGGCCCUACGCCUCCCAACCGCCCCGACGAUACGCCUUCUCACAGUGCCAGCCGGCCGCCGGGUAUGAAUGGCACCGGGUCCGGGUCCGGCGCCAGUGCCAGCCCCUCUCUCAGGAACCUUCUUUCUUAA
Penicillium lagena is the source of this 4716-nucleotide messenger RNA. RefSeq names its product DNA-binding E3 ubiquitin-protein ligase SNT2. Gene Ontology annotation, molecular function: ubiquitin-protein transferase activity; chromatin binding. NCBI's taxonomy places the organism in Eukaryota, Fungi, Ascomycota, Eurotiomycetes, Eurotiales, Aspergillaceae. Bases 1 to 4716 code for a protein of 1571 amino acids. The record is from RefSeq and is a predicted model, not a curated record. Gene Ontology annotation, biological process: histone catabolic process. The transcript is spliced from 2 exons. Gene Ontology annotation, cellular component: Lid2 complex.